This is a messenger RNA of Linum trigynum, 1460 nucleotides long. Lineage: Eukaryota; Viridiplantae; Streptophyta; Magnoliopsida; Malpighiales; Linaceae. The record is from the annotation of a GenBank genome assembly.
GAUAGAGACAUUCCAGCCAACAAACAGACUGCUAUCACAGUACAACUAAGACAAAUGGAUAUUUGAGUUUCUGUCUUUAAGUACAUCAUACCAUACUCAACAAGUAAGCUUUAGAGGCUACUGUCAGUCACGCAAACCACCGACCCAGUUCGUUGUCCGCUUAUAGUUAUACCGAUCCGCAUCGCUUAACCGACGUCUUCCCAACCUGACCAAACCAAACCAAACCAAACCCAAACAAAACCCCUCCAUACAACAGAACUAGGGUUCUUCAUCUCUCCCCGUUUCCGCCCCGAGUUUCUUCAGUAAACUGAUUCCGAAACAAAGCCAUCAUGCCGCAAGGUGAUUACAUCGAGCUGCACAGGAAAAGGCAUGGCUACCGCCUCGACCAUUUCGAGCGGAAGCGCAAGAAGGAGGCUCGUGAGGUUCACAAGCACUCCGAACGGGCGCAGAAGUCGCUCGGUAUCAAGGGCAAGAUGAUUGCCAAGAAGAACUAUAAGGAGAAGGUUCAAAUGAAAAGAACAUUGAAAAUGCACGAGGAGUCAUCAUCUAGGCGUAAGGUUGAUGAUGAGGUUCAGGAAGGAGCUGUUCCUGCCUAUCUGCUGGAUCGUGAGAAUACAACUCGUGCAAAAAUUCUUAGCAAUACCAUCAAGCAGAAGAGGAAAGAGAAGGCAGGAAAGUGGGAAGUCCCUCUGCCAAAGGUGAGGCCUGUUGCAGAAGAUGAGAUGUUCAAAGUGCUUAGAUCAGGAAAAAGGAAGACCAAGCAAUGGAAAAGAAUGGUGACCAAGGCGACAUUCGUUGGACCGGGUUUCACAAGAAAGCCUCCAAAGUAUGAGCGUUUCAUCCGUCCAUCUGGAUUGCGUUUCACCAAGGCCCAUGUUACCCAUCCUGAGCUAAAAUGCACCUUCAAUCUCGAAAUCAUUGGGGUGAAGAAAAAUCCUAAUGGGCCCAUGUAUACAUCCCUUGGAGUCAUGACCAAGGGAACAAUCAUUGAGGUCAACGUGAGUGAAUUAGGUCUUGUUACACCAGGUGGCAAAGUUGUUUGGGGAAAAUAUGCCCAAGUGACUAAUAACCCUGAGAACGAUGGUUGUAUAAAUGCUGUUCUUCUGGUGUAAGAGAGGAUAUAAGAUACUAGCGAGUAGAUGAUGGUUGAUGCUGCACGAUUAAGGGAACUGUUGACGUUUUCCCUUUGCUGCGACUCUCGAGUGUGGAGUCCACUUUGUCUAUGUCUAUCAAGUGCAGUUUUCCUAACGCAGUUGCAGGCGGAGUUUGUAUCGACAAUGCAGUAUGCAGUUUUGCUGCCUUUUCAUUCUGAUGAUUCUUGAGCUUCCUGAAUCCUGAGUACUUGUGUAGUUGUGUUUCUUAUUUAUGUAAUCCGUCUCGACCCCAUUUUCUGAGCAACCUUGGGCAUGCAUGUUCAAAUAUGUACAGCAGUGGAAGGUGAAUCAAGAGGUCUCUUGUUG